Messenger RNA from Caenorhabditis briggsae, 768 nucleotides. The record is from RefSeq and is a predicted model, not a curated record. The transcript has 3 exons. The coding region runs from base 1 to 768 and encodes 255 amino acids. Lineage: Eukaryota; Metazoa; Nematoda; Chromadorea; Rhabditida; Rhabditidae.
AUGUCGGAAACGAUUCUGCAAAAAAUGGAGCGCUUGGCUAUGGGAGGAUACGUCUCCAGUGACUCUUCUUCUGAAGAGGACUUCUACGCAUCUGUAGGAUCAUCCGGAGCCGGAGCCAUUAUUCAAUCGGGAGCAACUAACAGAGGAGCUCAAAACAUCGGACAAAGUGUUUUCGAGGGUCGCAGAAGGCCAAUGUCUACCACGAUCGUUCCUGGAAGGAGAGCCAUCUCCGGACUUAUUCUUGUCGGCGACACGCAUAUACGCGAAGGAGAUGAGCCCAGCUACUUGGAGGCCGAGUCUACCAAGUCGGAACCGAAAAAUGCGGAUAUUGAGAUUCCAGAUAUCCCCAGAAGACUCAGCAGUGUGGGAAGGGACUACGAUUUUGAGGCGCCCGAUUUUCCAACUCCAGAUGACGUGGCACAUGAAAUUGAGGUUUCAGAAGAUUCGGAUGAGGAAGUCGUGGUCCAGGCACCGCCCCCAGUUCAGAAACGAGGGCCUGGCAAACACAGAAAAACAGAUGCUCAGAGAUUGGUUAAAGAAGCCGACGUGCCACCAAUUCUUGGUAAAAGGAUUUGUCAUCCUCCAGUACGUCCUUGGCUGCUGGAGAAACUAGAAUACAACUACGAAGAAGGAAGCGUAAAAGUUGUGAAGUGGACAAAAUCUGGAAGUUCCGAGGUUCCUACUGGGAAAAACAAGAAUGCAAACUCGAGGAAGACGGCUGGGCCAAGUAGAAAAGGAGAUAAAACCAAGAAGACCAAGAAGAACUGA